AUGGUAGCACAAACCGCGCUCGUGCUCUUGUUAUCACUUGUGCUGCCUGCAGCCGCCGCACUGAUCAGACAAAAUUACUACGACAUACUGGACGUGGAGCCAACAGCAAGUGAGGACCAGAUAAAAAAAGCUUUCCGCAAACUUGCACUUAUGCACCACCCUGAUAAAAACACGGGCGCUGCUGCAGAGAAGACGUUCAGGGAGAUUGUCGAAGCAUACUUGCUGCUCUGCGACAAGAAGAAGAGGAGGCUGUAUGACAUUUUGGGCCAUGACGUCUUCCUGAAAAACGAGGCUUCUGUGGACUCGAUGGAAGAUGACAAGGAUAGUUUCUUCGUCAAUUUUCAGGAUCUUGAUGAUUUGGAUGAGAUGCCCUUUCAUUGGAGCUUCACUCAUGAUGGCGACGAUGAGGAGGGACCACACGGCUGUUACAGUUUUGACAGACCUGUUUGGGACGAAAAUGAUUACUUUUAGAUGAGUAUUUUAUUUAAAUGUUAUUUCAAUGUUGUUAUGAAUAUUUUGUAUUCCAUUUUCUGUGAUAAUAAAGUCGGACUGAACUAUUAAGUUAA
Hippocampus zosterae (dwarf seahorse) is the source of this 566-nucleotide messenger RNA. RefSeq lists its product as uncharacterized. Lineage: Eukaryota; Metazoa; Chordata; Actinopteri; Syngnathiformes; Syngnathidae. Gene Ontology annotation, molecular function: protein-folding chaperone binding; misfolded protein binding. Gene Ontology annotation, cellular component: endoplasmic reticulum. The record is from RefSeq and is a predicted model, not a curated record. The transcript has 2 exons. Bases 1 to 471 code for a protein of 156 amino acids.